This is a messenger RNA of Macrobrachium nipponense, 1334 nucleotides long. It is a transcript of the gene UK114, whose product is annotated as 2-iminobutanoate/2-iminopropanoate deaminase-like. The coding region runs from base 92 to 499 and encodes 135 amino acids. Lineage: Eukaryota; Metazoa; Arthropoda; Malacostraca; Decapoda; Palaemonidae. Gene Ontology annotation, molecular function: deaminase activity. The transcript is spliced from 5 exons. The record is from RefSeq and is a predicted model, not a curated record. Gene Ontology annotation, cellular component: cytosol; mitochondrion.
CGAGGCACCGGUGCGUCGUCUGCCAAUUGUUGUCUCGGGAGCUGGCGUUCAAACUUGACUUGUAGACCCACGUCCGUAUUGUCUCGCGAAAAUGUCUUCAAAAAUCAUCCGUAAAGUUAUUCAGACCUCGAAAGCACCAGCUGCAAUUGGACCUUACAGUCAAGCUAUCCAGGCUGGGAAUACUUUGUAUGUGUCAGGGCAGCUAGGAUUUGACCCCAAGACAAUGACCAUCGAUGGUGAUGUUCAACAACAAACCAAAACUGCCCUCACUAACAUGGGUUAUAUCUUGGAAGCAGCAGGAUGCACAUUUCAAAAUGUUGUAAAAACUACAGUUCUUCUAGCUGACAUCAAUGAUUUUGCAAAAGUGAAUGAGAUAUAUUCAACAUUCUUUUCAGAAGCAGUGCCAGCACGUGCAGCGUACCAAGUUGCUAAUUUACCAAAGGGAGGACUUGUUGAAAUAGAAGCAGUUGCUGUUGUAGGGGAGAUAGAACAGCAGUAAAGGAAGCAUUUUGGUAUUUUUCUGCAAGAUACUGGAAAGUAAUGAGUUUUUCACCUGAGUAGGUGCAUGUGUAUGUACUCUAGUUUGUUUGUCAUCCACAGUCACAUUUCAUGAUACCACAUGUUCCUCUGAUGAACGUACAAUAGCAGUAUGUGUGCAGCAAAGUAUUGAACUUUCAUAUUGUUAAUUGAACUUUGUGUAAUGUAAAUAGUAAUCAUUAAGCAUGCACAGCAAUAUUUCUUUUAAAUAUUUACAAAGGUAUUUUUGUAGAAUAAAUAUUGUAAUAUGUACCUAUUUUGGGCAUUUUUUAGUGAAAUGUUAAUUUUUCAGCAGGGUGUAGUUUUACCAAUGCAUACUUUUGAUAUUACUGUAUUCAGUUGUACUACUCAGAAUGUGCUUAUUUUCCUUGGUUCUAUUCUUGUUUGGUGGUGGAAAGCAGCAUCUUUCCUUUGGAAAUUGUUUGAAAUUAGAUCUGGACUUUUGAUAAUGUCUUUUAAUGAAUUAUGGUGUGUUCUUUUGUACUUUAGAAUGGUAACUGAAAGACAACUUUGCUUUCUCUUCAUUAUUUGUUUUCCAAAAAGACAUUGAUAUAUGUGCUAUGUUUCCUCUCUAUAAUACAUUUUUAGUUUUUGAGAUGUUAAAAGGAGCUAUUAAGUCUGCAAAACUGUACUGUUGAAGAGUGAUAGUUCGUAGAAAUCAAAUAUUCCAUAGUUGUAAGUAUUUCAGUCGGAAAUAGAAGUCUCAAUUUUAUCUUUUCUAAGAGUACUGUAUUUUGGUUUACCUAGAGUAGAUGAUUUGGAUACUUAGGGUAACAAUAAAAAAGUUUGGUCAUGUA